Molecule: messenger RNA, 2163 nt
Organism: Nymphaea colorata (pocket water lily)
Lineage: Eukaryota; Viridiplantae; Streptophyta; Magnoliopsida; Nymphaeales; Nymphaeaceae
Product: rRNA (cytosine-C(5))-methyltransferase NOP2C
Exons: 13
Coding region: 48-1850 (600 amino acids)
Biological process (GO): RNA methylation
Molecular function (GO): RNA binding; methyltransferase activity
Source: RefSeq, a predicted model, not a curated record
GUUCUGCUUCUUUGGCGCCUUUCAAUAGACGCGCCAAUAUUCGUUCCAUGAAGUGGAGGGACUGCUUCACCAUCUGCACUAGAAUGGACUCUCGCGGACGUUACACCUUCAAGCCUGCCCUGCGAUGGAACCCGCGCGUUGAAGAGUACCUCGCUGGCGCCUACGGGAGCGACCAUUUCGCCAGGAUCUCUGAUGCACUAACCCGCCCUUCUUCUUAUUCCUGUGUGCGGGUGAACACACUUAGAUCCAGAUGCGAAUCUGUCAUUGAGAGUCUGACAUUAUUGCUGCAAAGAACGGGGUCUGCGCAGAAUAGUGAUCACGGAAAUGGGAAAGAGGCUGCUGGUAAAGUCGGUGUGAAAGAAAAUUGUGAAGCUGUUGGUAAGCAGAUGCAGAAUAGGUUGCUGUUGGGAUCAUGUGGCGAUAGGGUCACUGAUUGCACAAGUUCAGGGAUGCCGUACAUAUAUCAGUGCACAGUGCCUGGAUUAGAAAAUGUUGUCAUCGUUGAGGGCUCAGGACCACAUGAGAUAGAUUAUGGUGUUGAGGAUGGCAGGCCUCCCAAGGAGGUGGUCGUCAGUCGGAAGUGUGCUGAGGCAGUUCUUCGAGGAGCUCAUGUUUAUGUUCCUGGAGUGAUGGCUUGCAGCUCACAUGUUGAGAAAGGAGAUGCAGUUGCAGUUUCAGUUGCCGUGGAGCAGCAUAUUCCUGGUAGUGGCUUUGGUGUGGGAAUGACACGUGGAACUGUUUUACAAGGGCUUACAACAGAUCCACAUUACGACGAAAGAUAUGGACUCUACAUUGGCCAAGGCGUAGCUUUAAUGUCAAGGGCUGGUAUUUUUAGGGCGGCUGAAGGGGUUGCUGUGGAUGUGACAAAUAGAGUUUUCCAACUUCCCUCAUUCUAUGAUGUCCUUGAGGGAGAUAUAUUUCUUCAAAAUCUACCCAGCAUUGUCACUGCUCGUGUGCUAGAUCCUCAACAAGGAGAGCAGAUACUGGACAUGUGUGCUGCUCCUGGUGGCAAGACGACUGCUAUUGGCAUACUUAUGAAAGACAAAGGAGAGCUGGUUGCAGUUGAUAGAUCUCAUAAUAAGGUUCAGGAGAUUCGCAACUUGGCUGCAGAGAUGGGCUUAACCUGUAUAACUGCUUAUAAGCUCGAUGCCCUUAAAGCUGUUUGCCGUACACAGACAUCUGUUGAUCAUGAAACUGCUGACGGCAGACUUCCUGAACUUGGCACAGAAGGAAAAAAUAUUGAUGAGCAACAAAGGAUUGAUAUGGGUUUGACUUGUAAUGAAGCCGAAUCCAAAAAGGGUACUUACACCAGUAAAGCUGAAGCACGAAAGCACCUCAGAAGGUUGAGAAAUGGGCCGGGGAGAAAUCACUGCAAGGGUGGCAGGGUUGAAGUAUCUAAAGGAUUUAGUCCGAAUAGCUUUGAUCGUGUUCUUCUUGAUGCUCCAUGUUCUGCUCUGGGUUUGCGCCCUCGUCUUUUUGCUGGAGAAGAGACUCUUGAAUCACUAAGAAACCAUGGGAAGUACCAAAGACGGAUGUUUGACCAAGCCGUUCAGCUGGUUCGGCCUGGUGGAGUUAUUGUCUACUCAACGUGUACAAUCAACCCUGGAGAGAAUGAGGCAGUCGUACGUUAUGCUCUGGAUACAUACAAUUUUCUUUCCCUUAUGCCACAGGAGCCAUAUAUUGGGGGGCCAGGUAUUGUUGGUCGGAGUGAACUAUUAGAUGGGGAACAUCUUGAGGAAUGGCUUCGACCUGGUGAAGAAACGUUGGUUCAGAGAUUUGAUCCAUCCUCCCCACUUGACACUAUAGGCUUCUUCAUUGCCAAGUUCCAUGUGGGACAGAAGGAGACCUGACCACAAUUUUGUGAGGAAAAGACCAAGCCUGUCUGCUUCCAUGGUUUACGUUUCCUCAAGUAUACAUAUAGCUUUCGGAUGGAGGUGCAAUCAUCCCUGCAUCUUCUUGGCAUUUUGAUGCCUCUUGCAUUAAUUUCUUCUAUAGUUAUUCUUGAUGUUUCUUUGUAAUUUUGAUAUACUGAACCACACAGAAAGCUCCGAUGGCAUCUAGUCCAAAACCCCAAGCUUUCUCUGCUUGACAAUUCUAUCAAAGUUUUUGGCCGUUUUUAUGCUGUUAGCAGGUUUGAACACGCCAAGGUUGCCCAUAAUCCAA